Penicillium chermesinum is the source of this 627-nucleotide messenger RNA. Its product is annotated as Dynamin. The transcript has a single exon. Gene Ontology annotation, molecular function: GTPase activity; microtubule binding. Gene Ontology annotation, cellular component: microtubule; membrane; cytoplasm. NCBI's taxonomy places the organism in Eukaryota, Fungi, Ascomycota, Eurotiomycetes, Eurotiales, Aspergillaceae. Bases 1 to 627 code for a protein of 208 amino acids. The record is from RefSeq and is a predicted model, not a curated record.
AUGGCAGUCAGCCUCCUCCCAAGUCCACCCCGUUCACCUGAAGACAGGGAGCAAUUCGCUGCUUUCCGCCGCGAAUUUCAACAGUUCAUUGACCUGCCAGGGAUUAUUCAGGAUGGCUCUUGUCUGACGGGGCGGUGUGGUUUCAGCGAGUUUGUAGAUGCUCCAACUUUUGCAGCCGAUGUUCUUCACCUCGGGGCAGUCGGCAAUGCUGGGCUUCAUGGAACUCUGGUUAACCUUCCAGGCCUUAGACCUGUCUUGGAAGACGAUGGUGAUGUUAAGAUGGCCCAAAGUCUGGUCGACUCUUAUCUAGAGAGUUCGCGCAGUAUAAUCCUUGCAGCGAUCCCCGCAAGUAGCAAUACAGAGACUCAACACAUUAUUCAGCGGGCGCAUCAUUUCGACAAAGAUAGCAUGAGAACUACUGGUAUCAUCACAACCCUCGAUCUGAUCAACAAGGGUACGGAGCAAAGGGUCGCGUAUCUAGCUAAGAAUUUUGGAGCGUAUCAAGUUGAACCUCAGCUCCUAUUUUGUGUUCCGAUAAGCGCCAAGGGCAACAUUUAUAUUGUGGCUAUCACUACUCUCAGGUCUGGUCUUCGUUCACUCUUUGCUAAGGGUAUAGGAAGGAUUUGA